AUGCUUGGGACUGGCAAUGUGCGCUUCAUGAAACUCUUACUGUCACGCCACGCCGAUUGGCGGUUAAAGGAUCUGGAAGAAAUGACCCCAUUACACCUGGCAACCCGACACUCGAGCUCCAAACCUCUGUCUCUGCUCCUCAAGCACAUGGCACCUGGUGAGGUGGACACACAGGACAGGAAUAAGCAGACAGCGCUGCACUGGAGUGCCUUCUACAAUCACCCCGAGCAUGUUAAGCUGCUGAUCAAGCACGAUUCAAACAUCGGGAUCCCAGACAGUGAGGGCAAGAUCCCUUUACACUGGGCGGCACAUAACAAACACCCCAAUGCUACACGUACAGUACGUUGUAUCCUGGAAGCUGCUCCCACCGAGUCCCUGCUGAACUGGCAGGAUUAUGAGGGACGCACACCUCUGCACUUUGCAGUGGCUGAUGGGAAUGAGGCGGUGGUUGAAGUGCUGACAUCAUACGAGGGCUGCAGUGUGACAGCUUAUGACAACCUGUUCAGGACGCCACUGCACUGGGCGGCACUGCUGGGUCAUGCAAAGAUUGUACACCUUCUGUUGGAGAGGAACAAGUCUGGGAUGAUCCCAUCAGACAGUCAGGGAGCAACACCUCUGCACUAUGGAGCUCAGAGCAACUAUGCUCCCCGACCAAGUAUUGAGUGCAUAAAUGAACAUAGGCUACUUUAAAGAACUUGAACUUUUCUGUUUUGCAAAAAAAAAUUUUUGAUUGAUCUUAGGAAAUAUUCUAAUAUUUUGAAUGCGGCUGCGCUCUCAGGGCAUGUGUCUACUGCACAGUUGUUGCUAGAGCAGGGAGCCAUGGUGGACCCGCUGGAUGUAAUGAAACACACGCCUCUGUUCCGUGCCUGUGAGAUGGGCCAUCGAGAUGUCAUUCUAACACUCAUCAAAGGAGGGGCACGUGUUGAUCUGGUAGACAUAGACGGUCACUCUGCUCUGCAUUGGGCGGCUCUGGGCGGUAAUGCGGAGGUGUGCGAGGUGCUAAUGGAGAACGGGAUCAGUCCUAACCUGCAGGACCACGCAGGACGGACUCCCCUCCAGUGUGCGGCAUAUUCUGGCUACAUCAACUGCAUGGCCUUGCUCAUUCAGCAUGAUGCAGACCCCAAUAUUCAGGACAAGGAGGGGAGAACCGCACUUCAUUGGUCCUGUAAUAACGGUUAUCUGGAUGCUGUGAAGCUGCUUCUGGGAUGUGGGGCCUUUCCCAACCAUAUGGAGCACACUGAGGAGAGGUACACUCCUCUAGACUAUGCCCUGCUGGGAGAGCAUCAAGAACUGACCCAGUUUCUAUUGGAGCAUGGAGCUCUGUCCAUCGCUGCCAUCCAAGACAUCGCCGCCUCGUCCAUCCAGGCUCUUUACAAGGGCUACAAGGUCCGACGGGCCUUCAGAGAACGCAAGAAGCUCCUCAUGAGGCACGAACAACUACGCAAGGAUGCUGCAAAGAAGAGGGAAGAGGAGCGCAGACGUGAGGUGGAGCAGCAGCUCUCAUUGGCUGAGGCAGAUCAGAAGCAGCUCGUCUCAUUGGCUGCAGCUAGAGUAGAAAAACUGUCACUGGAUGAAACAGAGCAGAGUGUUAAAGAUCCAGUGGUGGCGAAAGGACACAAACACAAAAAGUCCCCCAGCGCUCAUAACGUCCAAUCACAGAGCAGGAGAGAGAAAAAACAUAGAACUGAGCGCAGAACGAGAGAAGCUGAAACACCAGAGGCUUCUCUCCCCCCAGCAGCCUCUGGUCUCACAGUGACCCCCCGGAGGACCAGGAAAUGUUCAGGCACUGUAGAGGAGUUGUGUGUGACGGAAACUUGCGGUCCAGACACAUCCAUAUCUGUGGAAUGUGGGUCCACAUAUGAGCGCCGAUCCCCCGCUGGGUCCAGUCGACCAGGCAGUGCCAAACCAGUCAACGCAGGGGCCCAUGUAACACCAGGCCACAUGGAAACCACCACAACACCCAAAUCAGCAAUACAUAACAGACCAAGUACUACAGGGACCCACUCAAAACAAGUGGCUACACCACGAUCCACAGAGAUACAGACAGACAGCAUUUGUAGAUCAGCGUCCAAAGGGAACAAGCCAGCUUCACAGCAUAAAUCUACAGGAACUCAGCCAUCAAACAUCUCCAACUCCACCUCUGUCACACGACAAAAAGAGAGACGGGCAGAAAGAGAGAUGCACAGAGAUAAGGAUAACAGAUCAAGGAGUGAGGGGGAUAAAGAGGCUGGCAGAGAGAAACAGAAAUAUACAGGGAAGGAAAGAGAUAAAGAGAGAUGGAUGGACAGAACAAGAAAAAAACAAGUUGACAAAGAGAAAGAAAAGAAGAGAGGCAGCAUCCAUAGCAAAAACCAGGCGGCCAUUGUGAUACAGAGAGCAUGGAGGAGGUCUUGUAUUCGGGGUCGUCUUCGUAAGGUACUGUGCAAGACUGGGAAAGGGGCGGAGUCUGCUGAAGUCACAGGCCUGUUGAUUCAACUGGUGUGGGAGUGGCCUAUCUCUAAUGACCACACCCACCAUAAAACUUCUGACGUUCAAGCUCCUCCCACCAGGAAUGUAGGGAAAAAGAGUUCUGUGCUGCAAAAUAUAUAUGGCGGCGCCCCUUCCAAAAGAGGGCAGUCUUUGCGGGCCGCAGUGCUUAAACCGCAGAGCCAAAGUCAAGCGCUGUUGGAUCUGUCACUUAAAACAAACAAACAGUUGAGCGCCGUCGAGUGUGUGAGCCUGGUGGAUUCUUUAAGUCAGGCGAAGCAAUACUCUUACCAUCUACGGCCGUCCAGUGCUGGCAGUCAAAGCGGUCAGAACAGAACUGAGACACAAACAUGCUUGGAUUUCUAGGAAUUAAAUAUUUGGGGUGAUGCACUUAAAUUCAUUUGCUGUUUAUUUAAACUAUUGCAUAAGGUACAGUCAACUCUUGGUCCGUAUCAUUAAGUUUACAUAUUAAAUCUGCAGUAUCACCUUACUUUUUGCAGAGGUUAGAGGUUAAAACCACAAACACAACAAAUGUAUUAGAUAAACUUUCAUUCUGUCAACAACAGGUCAUAUACCUGUCAUAAGGGACUUACAUAACAAGACCACCUGCAUGGGAGACCACUGUGUUAAUACGCUACAGUCAAGACGUCACAAGGCAGUUUUCAGCCUAUUUCUGAUAUUGUCGCAGAUCUUGACAUUCUAUUCUUAUACUCUAUCGCCACACCCGUUUACUGAGUGGGUUGGAUUACACAUUUUUUAUCUAUCACUAUAAAUCAGUGUACACUUUUUAUUAUUAAUGUAUUAUUUUGAAAUAUAUUGUUUUGUAAAAGUGAAGAUAGCAGUGUUUGUAUGUUAAAAAGGAAAGAUUUUGCUGCCAAUCUUGCAGGUCACGUUACUGCACAGACUUUGUCUUCUAUUCUGAAAGAGUAAUCAUUUUUUAAACUGGUGAAACAUACACUAACAUUUAAAAGAUUGGG
Molecule: messenger RNA, 3443 nt
Organism: Sinocyclocheilus anshuiensis
Lineage: Eukaryota; Metazoa; Chordata; Actinopteri; Cypriniformes; Cyprinidae
Product: inversin-like
Exons: 14
Molecular function (GO): protein binding
Source: RefSeq, a predicted model, not a curated record